Messenger RNA from Haliotis rufescens (red abalone), 2838 nucleotides. Its product is annotated as splicing factor 3A subunit 1-like. The record is from RefSeq and is a predicted model, not a curated record. Bases 92 to 2377 code for a protein of 761 amino acids. Gene Ontology annotation, molecular function: protein binding; RNA binding. The transcript has 18 exons. Gene Ontology annotation, cellular component: U2 snRNP; catalytic step 2 spliceosome; U2-type prespliceosome. Gene Ontology annotation, biological process: mRNA cis splicing, via spliceosome; regulation of alternative mRNA splicing, via spliceosome. NCBI's taxonomy places the organism in Eukaryota, Metazoa, Mollusca, Gastropoda, Lepetellida, Haliotidae.
CCUUUAUGAAAAGCACGCCAUAUUGGAUCGAAUAUAGAACGAAGUAAGAAAAUACACACUUUCUCCAUACAGAGAGAUAAAAAACAACAACAUGCCAACAGCCGAGGUUCAGAGGCCUCCUGUUGAAGAUGGAGAAACCCAAGGCCAACAGCAGACUGUCAGUAAACCUGUCAUUGGCAUUAUUUACCCCCCUCCAGAAGUGAGAAACAUUGUUGACAAGACUGCCAGUUUUGUUGCGAGAAAUGGACCUGAGUUUGAGAACAGGAUUCGUCAGAAUGAAGUUAACAACCCUAAGUUCAACUUCCUCAACCCCAAUGAUGCAUAUCAUGCAUACUACCAGUAUAAGGUGAAGGAGUUCAAAGAGGGCAAAGGACAAGAACCUGUGGCACCAAAGUUGAACCUGUCCAGUGCAUUGAAGCCCCCUCUGGAGCACACAAAGAUAGCUGAAGUGUUUGUGCCCAAAGAUCCACCGCCUGAGUUUGAGUUUGUAGCAGACCCUCCUUCCAUCUCAGCCUAUGAUCUAGAUGUCGUGAAGCUGACAGCCCAGUUUGUGGCCCGGAAUGGUCGCCAGUUCCUCACUACAGUGAUGCAGAGAGAGCAGCGCAACUACCUGUUUGACUUCCUGCGUCCCCAGCACAGCCUCUUUAACUACUUUACCAAGCUUGUGGAGCAGUACACUAAGAUCCUAAUCCCGCCCAAAAACCUGAAGGAAAAGCUUGCUAAGGAGUCUGAGAGCUACAAGGAGGUGCUGGAGGCUGUCAAGUACCGAGUGGAGUGGGCCAAGUACCAGGCCAGGGAGAAGAAGAAGGAGGAGGAGAAAGUGGAGAGAGAGCGAGUUUCCUAUGCCCAGAUCGACUGGCAUGACUUCGUUGUUGUGGAGACAGUGGACUUCCAGCCACACGAGGGAGGUAACCUGCCCCCACCCACCAACCCCAGUGAAGUGGGUGCCCGUGCACUGCAGCAAGAGAGAUUUGAAAAGGGCGAGAUUGACAAUGACAUGGAGAUGGAGUCUGAUGAGGAGGGAGAUGAUGAUGAUCAGGCUCCGGGGAAGAACGGCCCAGGGGGGCAGACAAAUGACGACAUUCAGGUGCAGGACAUGGAGGAAGAUUCAGACGAGGAAGUGAUGGAUAGACCACCGAAGUCCAAAGCUGCUGCACCACCCCCACCUCCCCCGCCCCCGCCAUCAGAGGCUCCCCCACUGCCCCCCACACCGGACCAGGUGAUCAUCAGGAAGGACUACAACCCCAAGGCCCGACCUGUGACGGCCGAGGGAGGGCCUGACCAGUACAUGGUGUCGCCCAUCACUGGGGAGAAGAUCCCUGCCCACAAGGUGCCUGAGCACAUGAGGAUCGGUCUGCUCAACCCCAAGUGGAUGGAGGCGAAACAGAGGCAGAUGGAGGAGAUGAAGGAACAAGAGGAGGUGUACGCUGCUGGCUCCGCCAUCGACACCAACCUCAAGCAGCUCGCGGAGAGGCGUACCGACAUCUUUGGUGUCGGCACAGAGGAAACACAGAUUGGUAAAAAGAUUGGAGAGGAAGACAAGAAGGAGCGUUCCAAGAUCGUGUGGGAUGGGCACACGGCUUCCAUGGAGAAAGUGUCACAGAGGGCCAGGGAGAACAUCUCCAUUGAAGAACAGAUUGCCACCAUACACAAAGUCAAGGGACUGCUACCCGAUGAGGAGAAAGAGAAGAUUGGACCUGCCAUGCCUAAAGGGGGUGCCCCACCACCACCCCCUCCUCCAAAGUCCGCCCCACCUCCCCCAGGUUCACAGCAAGGACCCCCGCAGCCUCCUGGCAGGCCUCCACCCCAACAGAUGCGUGUGUCCCACCAAGUGCCCAUGCAUCCCCCAGGAGGAGUGAUGGUCCUGCCUCCCAGGCCCCCAAUGAUGAUGGGUAUGAGGGGACCCCACAUGCGGCCACCAAUGGGCAUGCAUCCAGGUCCCCCGCAAGGGUACCCAGGUCCCCCUGGCCCCCCAGGCCCCCCUCACCGCCCUGGGCCACCGCCUCCCCCUUCUGGUCCCAUGGAUGAUGAACCCCCUAGCAAGAAGCAGAAGACUGAAGACAACCUCAUGCCCGAGGAGGAGUUCCUCAAGAAAAACAAGGGCCCCGUGACUAUCAAGGUGGCUGUGCCCAAUGUGCCCGACAAGCCUGAAUGGAAACUGAAGGGACAGAAGCUGGAUUUCACAUUACCACUCACAGAUUCUGUGUCCGUGAUCAAGGCCAAGCUGCAUGAGUCACUGGGUAUGCCAGCUGGCAAACAGAAGCUACAGUACGAGGGAAUUUUCAUCAAGGAUUCCAAUACACUGGCAUUCUACAACUUUUUGAAUGGUGCUACAGUUUCACUGGCUCUGAAAGAAAGAGGAGGGAGGAAGAAGUAACUCAUGUGCCCCUUGUGUGUCACUGCUUCACCGCUGUGGUGAUGCCCUGUUACAACUGGUCCCCAGCAACAUCUGCUGAUCGUAGGAGGUGACUUAGUGGAACCGAUGGUCAGGCUUGGUGCCUUGGUUGAUUGUGUGUCAUCGUACCCCGAUGGUGUGGAUCGCUGCUCACAACAUCAAUCAUUGGAUUAUCUGGUCAAGACUUGAUUAUAUACAGGUCGCCGUCAUAUACCGGUAGCUGGAAUAUUGCUGAAUGCGGCGUUAAACAACAAACAAAUAUCAUUGCUUCAACCAUAUGUCAUGUUGUAGAAGGCCUUUUCAUCAUAAAAGUGUAUGUAUAAAAGCUUUCAUCAUGGAAAUGUUUACAUGCUUGCAAUCAGUGUUAUCAGAAUGAGUACUGGAUCACAAAGCACUAAUGUCUUGUAUAAAUUUGGCUGGUGAGAAUAAAAUGUACAGAUGUU